AUUAAUGCCCACUUUUCUCUCUCGUAAAAUCACCCACAUAUGAAAUUCAAUUAUAUUCACUGACAUUUUAAAAUGGAAAUGAAUAGAUGAGGAGUUUGAUGUAUAAGGUUUUGGAGGGAUGUUGUUGUAAUGGGUUUGUAUAAUAAGAACAAUAAUACUGAACUACUCUUCCAAGAGAGAAGAGGUAUUGUUUACAAGUUUUUGGAUCAAAUCAAGAACAAUUUCAGAAGUUCAAGAAGAGGACGAAAGUUUAGUCGAUUUACAAACCGGGGAUUACUGUUUUGGGUAUUUUCACUUGCUGUGCUUUGCUUCAUUUCAUUGGCUGCUUUUGGCUUAGGGAUGCACUUUCAUGAUAAACUGGAACAUGGCAUGUUGCCUUGGAGAGAAAUGCAAGAAGAUUAUAUUGGGCAUGAUGUCCCUGACCGCCCAACAAAGAAACCCCGUAGGCAGCGUUUUUUUCCUUGUGAGGUAGCAUUGAGGGACUCUGUCGAUUUUCUUACUGAACCCAAGGACUUUUUGAAUUUUACUCAGUUUUCCUUGGGAUAUAUGGAAACAGAAAAGAAAGCUUCCCAUAUUGAUGCUCAUGAACCUAAAUUUGGUGGACAUCAGACCCUUGAAGAAAGAGAACAAUCAUUUUUUGCUGUCAAUCAAACAAUUCAUUGUGGUUUUGUGAAGGGAGCUGAAGGGUUUCCAAGUACUGGAUUUGAUUUGAAAGAGGUGGAUAAAAUAUACAUGAGUGCGUGCAGAGUGGUUGUAUCAUCAUGUAUUUUUGGAAGCUCUGAUUUCUUAAGAAGGCCGACAAGCAAAUUGAUCAGUGAGUAUUCAAAGAAGAAUGUAUGUUUUGUUAUGUUUGUUGAUGAGGAAACUCUUUACACGCUCUCAAAAGAAGGAAACGCACCUGAUGAUGGUGGAUUUGUUGGUUUGUGGAAAUUAGUUGUCGUCAAGAACUUACCAUACACAGAUAUGCGUAAAACAGGAAAAGUACCAAAGUUCUUGACACAUCGCCUCUUUCCUUCUUCAAGGUACUCUAUUUGGCUUGAUAGCAAACUGCGGCUCGCAACUGAUCCAAUGUUGAUAAUUGAUCAUUUCUUGUGGCAAACUGGCUCUGAGUAUGCCAUCUCAAAUCAUUAUACUCGGCACUGUGUUUGGGAAGAAGUACUCCAAAAUAAGCGUCUAAAUAAGUACAAUCACACUGCAAUUGAUGAACAAUUUUCAUUUUACCAAUCUGAUGGUCUUACCAAAUUUGACCCUUCAGAUCCAAAUUCUCCUCUACCGAGCUAUGUGCCUGAAGGUUCUUUUAUUGUCAGAGCACAUACACCAAUGUCAAAUUUGUUCUCUUGCCUCUGGUUCAACGAAGUUGACCGAUUUACUUCACGUGACCAACUAAGCUUUGCAUAUACAUUCCUAAAACUAAAGAGAAUGAAUCCAGACAGACCAUUCCAUUUAAAUAUGUUUAAGGACUGUGAGCGUAGGUCGCUGGUCAAGUUAUUUCAUCACAGAGAGCCAUCUGCUCCACCUCCUCCAAGAAUAAGUUGAUCUUCUUCAUUCUUUACAAUGACUUGGUAAACUGGACAGCUGGCUCGUCCCAUUUGAACUAACUUUCAGAUUGAAGAUGAACUGAUGCAUUUCAUUGGCAACUAGAGAUUAUACAUGUUGGAACAAGGAAUUAUUUUAAGCUCUACUAAGUAGGUGAUAAUACUUCUCUUGAAUAUCUUUGGUUUGUCAUUUUGGGCCAAGAGUAUGGGGCUAACUCAUCUGCCUUUUAGCCACCAUUCAUGUGAUUGAGGACGGAGUAGGAAGUUCGUGAAGUGCCACUGCUGCUUGAAUUAUCACAACUGUUGGAUAUUUUCUGAGACUUUUUGUGGGUUCAGAACCAAACCAGUUUCAUAAAGAAGUUUGUAAAAAUUUAUGCAACUGUGAUAGAUGCUCCACUUAGAGGAGUGAGGAUGCUUGUACAUUGAAUAUUGUAUCUUCUCAUAUCCUGUCAACAUUGAUGAAAUUAGUCGUUUCCACGAUAUAGAGAACUAUUACUUUUCAUAUAGCCGAUCCCAACUUGUUUGGGAUUGAGAGGUAGUUGUAUCAUUGAUGAUGUUAUUGUAGUGAAAUGCUCUUAGCAUUGACAGUAUAGUCUAUGCAAUUGAAUUUUACAUAUUCUCUUUUCUAGUGA
This is a messenger RNA of Lycium ferocissimum, 2167 nucleotides long. Its product is annotated as probable hexosyltransferase MUCI70. The coding region runs from base 130 to 1536 and encodes 468 amino acids. Lineage: Eukaryota; Viridiplantae; Streptophyta; Magnoliopsida; Solanales; Solanaceae. The transcript has 8 exons. The record is from RefSeq and is a predicted model, not a curated record.